AUGGCGGUGCUGGUGGACCUGCUUCACGGCUGCUGGGCGGCGCGUAACGGCGCGUCUCUGCUGGGGGAAUCGCACCAGCGUCUUUUUCUGCUUUGCGGGAGAGGCUGCCCGCAGGGAAGCGCCUCCACGGACUCCUUUCUGACCUCGUUCCGGGACGCGCAGGUGCUGGACUCCGGCUCCACCGCGGAGAACCUGUACCGGCUCAAGCAGGCCGUGGACCGGCUGGACCUGAGCUCCGUAACGGUGCUGACCAGCCGGAGGGGCCGGGAGGUGCUGGGUCACUACCAGGAGCUGCUUUUCACGGCCGUUUACACCUUUGAUUAUAAAGUUAUGCCGGUGGAGAAGCUCACCUGCCCGAGCUGCGCAGGCCCCGCCCACACGGGCUCACCUGGGGAAGGAAUCCCGGCUGAGGUGGCGGCGUUUGCGCAGAAGCUGCCCACGCUGAGGGGGGAAAUACGAGUUCUGAACACCCGGGCGGGUGGGGUCACCUGCAUCCCAACUCUGUCCUCCCUGAACCUGUUCAAAAGCAGCAAGAGGAGGGACCCCGAGGCCGUGGUGACGGAGAACAGACGCCGGCUGGCCCUCCACGCCGGUUUCCACCCCCUCCCUCUACGUCUGGUCAAGGUGAACCACGCCAGUGACGUCUGGGUUUUGGGGAAAGCCGAGCCGGAGAGCUACGACGCCAUGGUGACCGACCGGAGAGGGCUGGUUCUGGCCGCCCCGGGAGCCGACUGCAUGCCCAUCUUGUUUGCCGAUCCGGUCAAGAAGGUCAUCGGGGCCGCACACGCAGAUUUUGGCUGUCGGGCGGAGGACGUGGUGGUGGCGGUGGGGCCGGCCGUGGGGCCGUGCUGCUUCAGGCUGGACAGAGAGCAGGCGCGGGACUUCUCCUCCAUUCAUCCGGACUGCGUUCCCGAUCCCGAGGUGGCCAGACCGCACGUGGACAUCCGGCUGGCCAACAGAAUUCUCCUGCAGAACGGCGGCGUCCGGCCGGAGCACAUCCAUGACCACACGGUGACCGACCGGCCCUGCGUGACGCCCUGUACCUCGUGCCACCCCGAAGACUUCUUCUCCCACGUCAGAGAUGGAAUCAACUUCGGCACCCAGGUGGGCUUCCUGUGGAUGGACUGA
Messenger RNA from Menidia menidia (Atlantic silverside), 1128 nucleotides. Lineage: Eukaryota; Metazoa; Chordata; Actinopteri; Atheriniformes; Atherinopsidae. The record is from the annotation of a GenBank genome assembly.